Pseudopodoces humilis (Tibetan ground-tit) is the source of this 5397-nucleotide messenger RNA. The record is from RefSeq and is a predicted model, not a curated record. Lineage: Eukaryota; Metazoa; Chordata; Aves; Passeriformes; Paridae.
UGGAUGGGCCGAUGUCAAACUGACCCAUGAGCAGCAGAGGAUUUUGAAUCAUAAAAUCGAGCCUGGCCAGACAGUGAAAAUCAUGGCAUUUGCAGGCACAGGGAAAACCUCAACUUUGGUCAAGUACGCGGAGAAAUUCCCGGAGCUGAAAUUCCUUUACCUGGCUUUUAACAGAGCUGUGGUGGAAAAGGGGAAAAAGGUUUUUCCAAGGAAUGUCACCUGCAAGACUUUCCAUUCCUUGGCUUUUGGAAGCGCUGGGAGAUGCUACAAAGACAAAGGCAAGCUGAACUUUUCCAAGAUGUCCGUGUUUUCCAUCAGCUCCCUCCUUCGGAAUUGCAAAGGCCAAUCCCUGUUUGUGAGAGGGAAAACGGUGUCGCAGACCUUGGAGAAUUUCUUUUCCUCCAGGGAUGAGGAAAUCAGCGAGGAGCACGUUCCACUCUGGUUCAGGAACACCCACGGGAACAUGGAGCGCGUGAGCCCACAGGAAAAGAGAAUCAACGUGGAUGAGGCCAGGGAGAUUUGGCACAACAUGAAGGACCUGGAUGGAGACGUGGAAAAGAAAUACAAGAUGACUUGUGAUGGAUAUUUGAAACUCUGGCAGCUCAGCAAACCCCAGCUCUCAGGAUACGACGCCAUUUUUGUGGAUGAAGCCCAGGAUUGCACUCCAGCCAUCGUGGAUAUCGUACAAUCCCAAAAAUGUGGGAAAAUCCUGGUGGGAGACCCUCACCAACAGAUCUACACAUUCCGAGGGGCCGUCAACACCCUCUACUCGCUGCCCCACAGCCACGUGUUCUACCUGACCCAGAGUUUCCGCUUUGGGCCCGAAAUCGCCUACGUGGGAUCCACGAUCCUGGAUUUGUGCAAAGGGAUCCGCGGGAAAACCCUGCUGGGAGGGACCCAAAAGGGAGACGUGAGGGGAAGCUGGGCCGGGUCGGUGGCGCUGCUGUCCCGGAGCAACUGGAACGUGUUUGAGGACGCCGUAGAAUUCUCUGGGAGAGACCCCCCGGCCAAAAUCCACAUUAUUGGGGGUUUGCAGCGUUUCGGGCUGGGCAGAAUUUUGGACAUUUGGAAGCUGAGCCAACCCCCAGAGCUCAGGAAAAACGCCAACCUGGAGAUAGAGGAUCCGUUCAUCCGGCGCUGGGAAGCGUCGGGCGGGUUCCCGGCACUGCGGGAAUUCGCCGCCUGCGUUCAGGACCGCGACCUGGAAGGGAAAAUUUCCAUCGUGGAAAAAUACCGGGAACGGAUCCCGGAGCUGCUGAGGAGGAUCAAAGCCAGCCACGUUUCCCAGGAAUCCCUGGCAGAUUAUCUCCUCGGGACCGUGCACCAAGCCAAGGGCCAGGAAUUCGACAGCGUUUGGGUCGCGGAUGAUUUUGUGCAAAUCUCGUCCAUGGCUUUCCUGAGGAGAGCGAACGACGCUCUGGGCCAGAUCCCUGAGGACGAGUGGAACCUGCUCUACGUGGCCGUGACGAGAGCCAGGAAAUGCCUGCUGAUGUCCAAAUCCCUGGAAAGCCUUUUAAGCCUGGCCAGAGAACAUUUCCUCCGGGUGGAGCUGCUGAGUGAGGCUCCCCCAUCUCCCAUCCCUUGUUGUGUGUUGGGAUGUACAAAAUCCCUGGAAUUCCGCUCCGGGCUGGUGGUGAAGAAGCUCCCGUUGAGUCGCAGCGACGGCAGCCGGGAUCUGGGGGGAUUCCUGUGCCAGGCUUGCACCCAGCAAUUCUUUGGCUGCCUGGCUCCACUCGUCUCAUUACCAACAAUCCAGGAAAAGCCCAUCCAGCCCUGACAGAGCCUCUGGCUUCCCAGAGCCGUCCUGGACCUGGGACAAAUCCUCUUGGCACAUCCCAGCUCCAAAAUCAGACGUUGGAGAUGGAAAUCGGAACAUUGGAGCAGGAUUUCAGCCAAAUCCUCCAAAUUCCAGGCGAAUGUUGGAGCAGGAUUUCAGCCCAGCUCCAAAUUCCAGGUGAAAGUUGGAGCAGGAUGUGCCCAGCUCCAAAUUCCAGGUGAAAGUUGGAGCAGGAUUCCUCUUGGCACAUCCCAGCUCCAAAAUCAGACAUUGGAGAUGGAAAUCAGGAUAUUGGAGCAGGAUUUCAGCCAAAUCCUCCAAAUUCCAGGCGAAUGUUGGAGCAGGAUUUCAGCCCAGCUCCAAAUUCCAGACAAAUGUUGGAGCGGGAUGUUCCCAGCUCCAGAGGAAUUUCCAGGCUCCCUGGGGAUGAUGUGAUUUCCUCCAGCCCUGCCUCAUCCUCCAGGAGCUGGGAAGUGGAAUAUCCAGAGGAUAUUCCAGAGGAUAUUCCUGCACUUCAGGAAUGGGAUCCGACAGAACAAGGUUCAUUUUGGAGCAUUCCCUCUCUUUCCCCUGACACCAAACUUCCCAAAUAUCCCGUCAUUCCCGGAAUUCCCUCUGAUCCAAUGGAAAAAAGAGGAAGCACAAUGCUGGAAAAUAUCCAAAGAAAAUUUAUUUACUGGAAAUGAACUUUUCCUGUCCAGCCAGGGGAGGAAAUCCUGAAUCUCUCCCAGUGAAUUCAUCUUCCAUCCUUGCAGCCAAGGGAUUUCCCUGGAUUCUUUCCCUCCUCCCUGCAGCCAACCAGGAGGGAAGAGAUAAGGCAGGAGCAGAAAAAUUCGGGGACAAACUGGAGAGGGAUUUCCAAUCCUCAAAUUAAAUUUAUAGCCAAAAAAAAAACCCCUUAACACUUCCAUUGUGUCUCUUCCAUGCCCUCAAAUAUCCUUUUAUUUCCUGGGAAUUCUCAGGUGGAUCAUGCUCUCCGUGCCUGGAGGCCACAAUUCCAGAGUCCGUGCCAUGGGAAACCAAAACUGGAAGUGGUUUUGGAAUCCGCCCUUGGCCACGGCCUGGAGCUGCUGCAGGAAGCUCGUGCAUCCUGGUUUUUAUUCCAUGGGAUGGAUUGGAUUCCAUGGAGCCGCUUCCUUCCCUCUUCUUUCACUUUGGAAGCCGAUUCCGGGAAUGCGUUCCCAGCGUGGGCAGGAAUUCUUCCAAACUCUUGGAUCUGGAUGGGAGCACAAAGCCUCGAGUGGCCGUUGGAUCAUCCCAGGGCUCCCUUCCGGCCUCUCCCGAGAUUCCUGGUUCCUUCGGAAGAGGGAUGUGCCCCGGAUCGGAGGCACAAACAGGACAGGAGCAGCCAGGAAAAUCCAUGGAAUUCCAGCCGGUGCAUCCCAAGCUUUUUGAGAACUCCUCUGUGCCGUCACUUCCGGAGGUUGGGAAUGAACCCUUCGAUUCCGCGGUGUCUGAUGGGAAUGCUGUGGGAUUCAUCCCAAUCCAAUCCUUCCUGAGACAUCCAGUGAAAAAUCUGAGUGUAUUUUCCAUAUAAAAUACAUUUAUUUCUACCUAAAAAUAGAGAGCUGCCUUUUCCGGAAUGUGAGGAAACAAGUGGAUAAAAACCUGGAUGACGGAACAAGUGCAAAAAACCUGGAUAAGGGAACAAGUGCAUAAAAACUGCUGAUGGAUAAAGGGAAACACAAAAAGGAAAAUAUUCCCUAAAUUAUUUGGUCCUCGAUGGUGUCCGUGGAGAUGCCCGCUCCAGCUUGGAUUCCGGGUGGGGAUCAGGAUCUGGAGCCGGGAUCGGCGCUGGAAGUGCUUCCCAAGGAUCCCUGAGCUCUGUGUGAGGGUGGGAUGUUCCCAACACCUUUGGCUCAGUGGCUGGAAGAGAACAGGAAAGGGAUGAGGAUAUGUGGAAAUGCUCAGCUGGGUCUUUCCAUCCAAUUCCUGGGAUUUGGGACAGAGCUGGGAAAGGGAUGGGAUCCAGCUAAUCCGAGUCUAUCCAUGGACAGGGGAUGGGAAUUACCUGGGGCAGGGCAGCUCAGCUUCAUCCCAAAUCCCAUCCCAACAUCCCAACCCUCUCCCUGCCCACCACCAGCAUCCCCAGGGCCAAUUCCCACAAAUCCCAGCUCCCAGUGUAGGACAUACCCCCACCUUCGGGAUCAUCCGUGGGAACCAUCCGCGUUCAGCUGCGCGUCCCUGGCUGCUCUCAGGGAAGCGGCCGGAAUUCCAUCCUCCGGCAUCCCUCAGGAUGGGAAUGCUCUGAGUGUCCCCGGGCCGGGUGCUCAGCCUGUGGGGACGACGACGGGAGGCUCCACCUCCUCAUUCCCGGCGGGAUGAGCUUCCAUGGGAAUAUCCAUCUCCGUCACCGCGUAGCCCUGCCCAGUGCACCUGCGGAGGGAAGAGGAGCAUUGGUGCCAUUCCAAGGUUUUCCUUUGGAAAGCACAGAAGCCUUGGAAAACUCAUCCUUACUUCCUCCUCCAGCAGCAGGCGGCCGCAAUUCCGGUGGCCAGCAGCACCAGGAAUCCUGCGGCAUGGAGACACGGAGUGAGGAACAUCUCCCAACCCACGGCCAAAGAAUUCCACCAAAAUAGCUCCGGAAGGAGCCAAACCCACUCUGGGCACCAUCACAAGGUGCCCUCCCCACCCCCAGAGGGAGAAAAUUUGGAAUUCUUCUUUCCAGGAAGGAAUUUGGGUGCUGAAUCCUUUCCCUCCCCCUCCCAUUCCUGUUGGUCAUGGAAUAAAGCUCCCAUAGCUCCCAAAAGGGAUUUGAAGCUUUAAAAAAGAAUAAAUAAGCCCCCAUUGCCCAAAUAAGCGAUUUUUUUUCCCAACUUACCAAUGGAAGAGCCCACGGGCAGGAUGGAAACUGGAAAAGAGGAGAGAAAAGGAAAUUUUGAGCUGCAGAGUAGGAAAGGGGUGGAUUCUGGGAGGAGCCUCACUAAAAAAGGAGAUUGGAGAGAAGGAAAAAUUCCAUUGGAAAAGUAGAAGAGCCUUUAUGGAUCAAAGAAGCCCCAGGGGAGGUUUGGAUUCCCUCGGGAAUUGGCCCAACCUGCGGCGUGAUCCGUGGGUGGGAUGGGCAGCGGGGUUCUCCCCUCUCCCAGCGUGGAUGUGUCCGGUGUUGGAAUCGUCUCCGGCGGCCUGGAUCCAUCUGGCAGCACAAGGGACUGACUGGAAGCUGGAGAGGGGCUGGAAUUCAGGCUGGGAUUCGGGCUGGAAUUAGGGCUGGAAUUCGGGCUGGCGUCGGUUCUUCCUGCUGAGAAAACGAUGGGAAAUCUUGAAAUUCCCAAAAUGGAAAAGCAGCUCCGUUAUUUCCGCGCCCUCAUCCAACAGCUGGGAUUUCAGGAGAUGGCGCGAAUUGGAUCCCACCACGGGAAUGUUGCGGUUUCCAAACCCCAGGCUCCAACCCCAAUCCCAAUCCCAAUCCCGUUCCUCACCCCUCUGGGUCGUGCUGUCUGUGCCGGGGGUUUCCCAGUAAUGAGCCGGAUCUCCUUUGGGAAAACACAACAGGGAGACACCAUCAGCUGGGAAAUGAAACUCCAACCGGUUUGCUGAGUCAGACAAAAUUAUUUUAUUCAAUAUUUUAUUGGAUAUUUAUUUUUUUAUUAUUUUAUCCAAUUAUUUUAUCCAACAUUGAG